AUGUUUGUCCCUACUAGGAGUUUGUGUGCAUCGACUGGAGAUCUUCUUAAAGAGUGUCAAUCAGAGGUAUUGGCGAAAGCCAUCAAGUCCGCUCGUGAAUGGCAGAAUGCUAACACAAGCAUCAAAACCCCUUCUGAUUCUACUAAAGACUGUCUAAGACUAGAAACCCAGAACUCCAUACCAGCGGUCUCUCAGGGCUCGGCUUCGACUGAGGUGGCGUCUGUGCUGAUUGCGGAAGCGCUGGCAUUGAAGGCAGCCAUGAAAGCUGCUAUUGAUCUCAACAUUAAAGACUUGAUUUGUUUCUCUGAUUCAAAAAGUUUCAUCUCUCUAAUCACAGGAAACAAGUCUGUGAUUGCUCUACAAAGAAUUCUCCAUGACAUCUGCGUGUUGAAUCUUUUCUUGAACUCUAUCUUCUUUAAGUUUAUUAAUCGGUCAUGUAAUUCGGCUGCUGAUCAGCUGGCGAAGAAUGUUCUAUUUUCUCAAAACUCUGUUUUAGAGAUGUAA
This is a messenger RNA of Raphanus sativus (radish), 504 nucleotides long. RefSeq lists its product as uncharacterized. Lineage: Eukaryota; Viridiplantae; Streptophyta; Magnoliopsida; Brassicales; Brassicaceae. The coding region runs from base 1 to 504 and encodes 167 amino acids. Gene Ontology annotation, molecular function: RNA-DNA hybrid ribonuclease activity; nucleic acid binding. The transcript has 3 exons. The record is from RefSeq and is a predicted model, not a curated record.